AUGCCACCAACAUUGAUUUCACCUUCGGAAAAUGAUUAUAUUCUUCGAGGAGUUGAUGCUAAUAUUCGUGCGGACGGCAGGGGACGUCUUGAUUAUCGUCAAGUAAUAUUGGAAACCGGUCUUAUAACGCAGGCUAGUGGAAGUGCUCGUUGUAGGCUGGGAGAAGGAACCGACGUAUUAGUUGGUGUUAAAGUUGAGCUCGGUGCAAUAGAAUUAGAUGGUGUCGAAGAAGAUGUUGCCGAGAUAAAGGCUAAAAGGGGAAGAGUUAUCUGUAAUGUCGAAUGUUCUCCAAUUGCUUCACAACAAUUUGCAGGUCGAGGAGCUGACGAUUUCAAUAUUGAGCUCACCCAGAUGUUGGAUCGUGUAUUGAAUGGCCCACAAAGUGGUUUGGAUCUUGAAAAACUAUGUAUCAUCCCCGGACAGCAAUGUUGGAUUGUUUACAUUGAUGCCAUAGUUUUAGACUAUGCUGGGAAUUUAUUAGAUACAAUAUUUAUGACCACACGAGCCGCACUUUAUAAUACAAAAGUACCAAAAACAAUUAUACAGGACAUCGGUGAUGGAGAAAUAGUAUUCGAUAUAUCAGAUGACGUUGAAGGAUGGGAGAGAAUUGAAGGCUGGGAUAAGGUUCCAGUCGCCAUCACUUUGAAUAAGAUCGGAUCGCGUCAUAUCGUUGAUGCCACUCCACUAGAAGAACUUACGACAGAAGCUAAACUGCUUGUAACAGUGAACAAAAAUGGUAAAGUUUGUGGACUUCAGAAAAGUGGAGGCGGAAGCAUAGAUCCAAGUCUACUAAAUGAAAUGGUGCAGACAGGACGAUCGUUAGGUCAAAGUUUGAUAAAAAGUUUGGAUGAAAUGGUCCGACGGGAAGAAAAUGAUAUUAAUUUGAAGCAAUCGCGAAGAGAACGUGCAGAUAACGGUAAAAAUGGUUCACUUUAUAGUAAACGUCAUCAUUCUCCUCCUCCAAUGCGUGCACACCACCAACCAGUUAUGAAAUUCAACGCUGAUAUGUGGAUGCAGGACUUUAAACAAAAUGUUAUGGAAAAAUUGUUUAAAGAAGAAAGGUUUAAGGCUUUUCAAAAAAAACGAAGAGGAUUGGAAAAUGUUAUGGAUGUUAGCGACGAUGAAGAUUGGCAGGAACAACAAAAGAUCACUCCGGUGAUCGCAUCUUCUCAAUAUUUAAUCCAAUCAGUCGUUCAAAAUGAAUGGGAAAAUUAUCAAUCCUCUCCAUUUUCUCAAUACCAACUUUGGUUACAAGAACAGCAAUUACUCUAUGCUGCGCAACAAUAUCAACAAACUGUUAUAACAAAGAAUUUGCCCCCAGAAUGGUUUCAGUAUCGAGAAAGCACGAACAAUGAAUGA
Funneliformis mosseae is the source of this 1359-nucleotide messenger RNA. Lineage: Eukaryota; Fungi; Glomeromycota; Glomeromycetes; Glomerales; Glomeraceae. The record is from the annotation of a GenBank genome assembly.